Messenger RNA from Pogoniulus pusillus (Red-fronted tinkerbird), 1831 nucleotides. RefSeq names its product metabolism of cobalamin associated A (gene MMAA). The record is from RefSeq and is a predicted model, not a curated record. Lineage: Eukaryota; Metazoa; Chordata; Aves; Piciformes; Lybiidae. Gene Ontology annotation, cellular component: cytoplasm. Gene Ontology annotation, molecular function: GTP binding; GTPase activity. Bases 423 to 1763 code for a protein of 446 amino acids. The transcript is spliced from 7 exons.
AGGGGGUGGUGCUCCUGUCCCGGUGGGUGAGCCCCGCGGGGCGUGGGCGCUGCGGUGGUUGUUGUUUUCCCUCGCUCCCCUUCCAGUGGUUGCCCUGGGCUCAGGCGGCUGAGCAGGCCCCGGGUCCCGGUGGCGGGGGGCUGUGUGCCUGUGCCCCUCCCCAGGGCCGUGGAGACCACCCUGUUCGCCAGCAGCGAGUCGUGGCGGGCUGGGUGGGCUCCUCCCGGGGCCUGGGGCAGCGUCUGCCCGGAGGCGUGUGUGAGGGAGCGGCGGUUCCGUGGGGGGCCGGCCUGCACAGGCCUCCGGGCGCUGGGCGCGGCUGAGGGCGGGCACAGAGGGCCCGGGCAGCGUCGGGGCUGCGCCUGCUGCUGCUCCCCGUGUCCGUUCUCUGGGAGAUUUCAGGGCCUUGAGUAUACUUCUGAAUGCCUGUGGCAGCUUGCGGUACAUCUAGAGCAGGCGUGGCCAGCAGGGUGUCUACAAACAGAAGUGAAUUGAUGCCUUCUCUUGUAGUUGCAAGCAAGAUGAAGAUCCCCAUUUUGCUGCUGAGAUUCCCUCGUUGUUACUUUUCUGGAAGAACUGACUUCAUGAACUUCCAUUUCUCUGCCAGAGCAGAUUUCCCAUGCCUUGGCUCUCUUACACGUGCAGUGCGCCCCUGUCGUACAAAAUGGAUGUGUUCCUCAGAUGGUUUGAGGAGAGAGCUGUGCCAGCAAGUAGCCCCUGACCAGGAGCUGGAGGGACUUUCUGACAGAGAACAAAGACUGGUAGCCAGACUUUACGAUGGACUAAUCCAGGGUCAUAGAGCCUGUUUAGCAGAAGCCAUUACACUUGUAGAAUCCACUCAAAGUAGGAAGAAGAAAAUAGCCCAGGUGCUCCUUCAGAAGGUAUUAGCCUACCACAGGGACCAAGAAAAGUUUAAUCAAGGAAAACCACUUGCCUUUAGAGUUGGCCUCUCUGGUCCUCCUGGUGCUGGGAAAUCAACUUUCAUAGAAUGCUUUGGGAAAAUGCUUACAGAAAGAAAAUACAAAGUGUCUGUGUUGGCUGUAGAUCCAUCCUCUAGUACAAGUGGUGGUUCUCUCUUGGGUGAUAAAACACGGAUGACUGAGCUGUCAAGAGACAUGAAUGCAUACAUCAGACCAUCUCCAACCAGAGGGACACUGGGAGGUGUAACAAGGACAACCAAUGAAGCCAUUCUGCUGUGUGAAGGAGGAGGUUACAAUGUUGUUCUGGUGGAAACAGUAGGUGUGGGACAGUCAGAAUUUGCUGUGGCUGAUAUGGUUGAUAUGUUUGUAUUGCUGCUACCACCUGCAGGUGGAGAUGAAUUGCAGGGUAUCAAACGAGGCAUCAUUGAGAUGGCAGAUCUAGUUGCUAUAAAUAAAGCUGAUGGUGACUUAGUCGUGCCUGCACGGAGGAUACAAGCUGAGUAUGUUAGUGCCAUGAAGCUGCUUCGCAAGCGUUCGAAGGUUUGGAGGCCAAAGGUAAUGCGCAUCUCUGCCAAGACUGGAGAAGGGAUCUCAGAUAUGUGGGAUAAAAUGACAGAGUUCCGUGACCUCAUGCUCACAAGUGGCGAGCUGAUUGCCAAGCGGCGGAAACAGCAGAAAGUGUGGAUGUGGAAUCUCAUCCAAGAAAAUAUGCUGGAACAUUUCCGGAGUCACUUGGCAGUCAAGGAUAAGAUUCCACUUCUAGAAGAAAAAGUUCUUAGUGGUGUCUUGUCUCCUGGGCUGGCAGCUGACCUGCUACUGAAAGCCUUCAAAGAUGGUCUCUAAGCAUUCUCUUCUACUCUGUCCUUGUUAAGUGCUUUAUGUUAACCUGAGCAUUAAAUACAGUUUUUCUA